Brettanomyces nanus is the source of this 594-nucleotide messenger RNA. RefSeq lists its product as uncharacterized. The record is from RefSeq and is a predicted model, not a curated record. The transcript has a single exon. Bases 1 to 594 code for a protein of 197 amino acids. Gene Ontology annotation, biological process: protein transport; endosome transport via multivesicular body sorting pathway; late endosome to vacuole transport. Gene Ontology annotation, cellular component: ESCRT III complex; multivesicular body. Lineage: Eukaryota; Fungi; Ascomycota; Pichiomycetes; Pichiales; Pichiaceae.
AUGAUUCGACGAAAUAAACGACAGAUGGAUAGACAGAUACAGGAUCUAUCGAAGCUUGAGAAUAAAACAAAGAGCUUAAUUAAAGGUGCUGUUAAGAAGGGAGACAUGAAGAGUGCCAAAAUGUAUGCUCGAGAGUAUCGAAAUGUUGGGAAAACGGUGAAAAGAAUGUCCAUUUCACGAGCCACUUUGGACUCCAUAGGAAUGAAACUAGGCGAGCAACAGCAGCUUAUUAAGAUUAAAGGUUCGAUGCAAAAGUCUACUGCCAUAAUGAAGGAUAUGAAUACUUUGGUGAAACUUCCACAAAUGAGUAGAACAGUUCAACAGCUUUCAAGAGAAUUGACCAAAAGUGGAGUAAUCGAUGAGAUGGUUGAUGAUAUGAUUGAUGAGAAUUCCUAUGAAGAAGAAGAUGAAGAUGAAGAGAAGGAGAUUGAUCAAAUUUUGGAUCAAGUUCUCAGUGAACAAGAAAGUAAGUCGCCUAUUAAUAGUCUUCCAGAGGCACAGAAGGUGGAACGGGAGGAAGCAGAGGAGCCAGAGGAGCCAGUAGAGGAUGAGAUCUUGGAGAAUAUGAGAGAGAGGUUGAGUGCAUUGGAGUAA